Molecule: messenger RNA, 2424 nt
Organism: Chrysemys picta bellii (western painted turtle)
Lineage: Eukaryota; Metazoa; Chordata; Testudines; Emydidae
Source: RefSeq, a predicted model, not a curated record
ACAGCUCCUCUGCUCUGUGGUUUCCGCCACUCUUCUGCCUGCCCCUCCCCAUAUAACCCCCCAGGAUGCCUGGGCAGGCACUGAGCAGCUACUGCCAUGGGGCCUGGAGUCCUGAGUCCCUGUCUCCUGCUGCUGUGGGCCUGGACCCUCCCAGCUGGCUCUGUCCUGCCCACCGAACUCAGCAAGGCUGAAGUGAUGCGAAUGUUCAAGGAUUUUAUGAUUCAGUUCAACAGAACCUACAGGAGCCCCGCAGAGCAGCGCAGACGCUUUGGGAUCUUCACGCGGAGCCUGCUCGCGGCGCGGCAGCUGCAGGAGACGGAGCUGGGCACGGGGCAGUACGGGGUGACCCGCUUCAGCGACUGGACAGAUGAGGAGUUCCGGGGGAUGUUCCGGAGCCCCCCGCCCCCCACCAUGCACCAGGCCCCCCAGCUCCCGAGGAAGAAGCUGCCCCUGUCCUGCGAUUGGAGGAAGGCGGGUGCCGUGACCGCCGUGAAGAACCAGGUAGGCGAUAAGUGCCGCUCCUGCUGGGCCUUCGCUGCCGUUGCCAACAUCGAGUCCCUCUGGAACAUCCACUUCCACCAGCCCCGGAACCUCUCGGUGCAAGAGGUGUUGGACUGCAGCUGGUGUGGAGCGGGGUGCAAAGGGGGCUACGCAUGGGAUGCCUUCACUACGGUGCUGCACAAGCGUGGGCUGACCAGCGAGGAUGCCUACCCCUACACAGGGAGACAGGAGACAUGCCACAACCUCAAUGAGCCGGCUGCCUAUAUCCAGGGCUUCCAGACCCUACCUGGAGAUGAAGAGGAAAUAGCUGCACACGUCGCAAGCACAGGCCCAAUCACAGUUACCCUGAACUCAGCUGUCAUGAAGAAUUAUCAAAAUGGCAUCUCCCAGCCCUCGGUGAUGAGCUGCAGUCCAGACCAGAUGGAUCAUGUUGUCCUGCUGGUUGGCUACGGGCAUGAGAAGAAAAUGCAGUACUGGAUCAUCAAGAACUCCUGGGGGGAAGACUGGGGAGAGGAGGGCUAUUACCGUCUCCAUCGUGGCAGUAACGCCUGCGGCAUCACCACAUUCCCUAUAACAGCCACAGUCCACCGCGUUGGGGCUCCGGGACAUGAAGUCCACUCUACUGCCAUGGGGCCUGGAGUCCUGAGUCCCUGUCUCCUGCUGCUGUGGGCCUCGGCCCUCCCAGCUGGCUCUGUCCUGCCCACCGAACUCAGCAAGGCUGAAGUGACACGAAUGUUCAAGGAUUUUAUGAUUCAGUUCAACAGAACCUACAGGAGCCCCGCAGAGCAGCGCAGACGCUUCGGGAUCUUCACGCAGAGCCUGCUCGCGGCGCGGCGGCUGCAGGAGACGGAGCUGGGCACGGGGCAGUACGGGGUGACCCGCUUCAGCGACUGGACAGAUGAGGAGUUCCGGGGAAUGUUCUGGAGCCCCCCGCCCCACACCAUGCACCAGGCCCCCCAGCUCCCGAGGAAGAAGCUGCCCCCUUCCUGCGAUUGGAGGAAGGCGGGUGCCGUGACCGCCGUGAAGAACCAGGGCGAUAAGUGCAGCUCCUGCUGGGCCUUCGCUGCCGUUGCCAACAUCGAGUCCCUCUGGAACAUCCACUUCCACCAGCCCCGGAACCUCUCGGUGCAAGAGGUGUUGGACUGCAGCUGGUGUGGAGUGGGGUGCAAAGGGGGCUACGUGUGGGACGCCUUCACUACGGUGCUACACAGGCGUGGGCUGACCAGCGAGGAUGCCUACCCCUACACAGGGAGAAAGGAGACAUGCCACAACCUCAAUGUGCCGGCUGCCUAUAUCCAUGGCUUCCAGACCCUUCCUGGAGAUGAAGUGGAAAUAGCUGCACACGUCGCAAGCGCAGGCCCAAUCACAGUUACCCUGAACUCAGCUGUCAUGAAGAAUUAUCAAAAUGGCAUCUCCCAUCCCGCGGUUAAGAACUGUAGUCCGGACCACGUGGAUCAUGUUGGCCUGCUGGUUGGCUACGGGGAAGAUGUGAAGGAAGGGCAGUACUGGAUCAUCAAGAACUCCUGGGGGAAAGGCUGGGGAGAGGAGGGCUAUUACCGUCUCCAUCGUGGCAGUAACGCCUGUGGCAUCACCACAUUCCCUGUAACAGCCACCGUCAACAGUGUUGAGGCUCCGGGACAUAACGUCCCCUGCCCCCGCUGAAGGAGGAGGUGCUGCUGCUGCCGAGAGCCUGCUGACUGCCUGCCAAGACCCCUGCCACCACCAAGACAGAACUAACUGGGGCCACGGGCCUUCCCUGGGUGAUGGGGGAAUGAAUUCGAUACUCAGAGUGCUCUAGCUCCAUCCCCACAGGUACCCAGAGCUGGGCUCGGCCCUUCCAGCAACACUGCCUCCACGCGAAUGCUCCUUCCCUUUGCUGCAGCAGCGAAAGUGUCCUGUGAAACUGCCAUUAAACUGCUUUUA